AUGCAAGCAAUGGGGUUAUCAGUAGCAGUUUCAGUUCCAUUUUACCAUUCCAGAUUAUGCAUGAAUGCCUCUCCUCAUCCACCCAUUCCCCUCAAUAUGAAUCAUGGCUUUUCCAAAUCACUUACAUUCAGGGACAGACUAACUCGUGGGAAGAGUAGCUAUGUCAUUCGUUCCCAAAAGAAUCGUGACGAUGAUGGUGAUGUCGAUGGAUUUUACAUGAGGAAAAGCGUUGAGCUCGCCAGAAAGGCUUUGGGGUGUACAAGCCCCAAUCCUUUAGUUGGAUGUGUUAUUGUCAAAGAUGGUCAAAUUGUUGGCCAAGGUUUUCAUCCUAAACCUGGUCAACCUCAUGCUGAGGUGUUUGCUCUCAGAGAUGCUGCUGAUUUGGCCGAGAAUGCAACGGCGUAUGUCACUUUAGAACCUUGUAAUCAUUUUGGGAGGACUCCGCCUUGCACUGAAGCUCUCAUUAAAGCUAGACUUAAAAAGGUUGUUGUUGGGAUGGUGGAUCCAAAUCCUAUCGUGGCUUCCAAAGGGUUAGAUAGAUUGAGAGGUGCUGGAAUUGAAGUUGUUGUUGGUGUUGAGGAAGAAUUGUGUAAGGGCCUCAAUGAGGGUUAUAUUCAUCACAUGCUGACCCAGAAGCCUCUGCUUACUUUGAGGUAUUCUCUUUCUGUCAACGGAAACUUGUUGGACUCACUUGGGAGUGGAGUAACUCACUCUGGUGGAUACUAUUCUAGGCUAUUACAAGAAUAUGAUGCAGUUAUAAUAUCCUCUUCUUUAUUCCGUGAAACUAUAUCGGUUGACUCCUUACCUUCAUCUCAAGAACCUGGAGCCAAUCAACCCAUUCGGUUUAUAAUGCAUAGAGAUUCUGGUUCUGGUUCUUCAAAUCAAAUUCCAUUUAUCAUCGAUAACGUUACUGAUAAAAUGAUAAUCUUUACGGAUUGUACAACAACACCUCCUGAGGAGGCUCAAAAAGGAAUUAAAACUGUAUCUGUGGAUCAAAUAAAUCUUGAUGUGAUCUUGGAUUAUUGUAAUCGUCAAGGAUUGUGUAGUGUUCUAUUAGAUAUGAGAGGGAAUUUCAGUGAAUAUCAAGAGCUUGUUAAGGAGGGUAUUAAGAAGAAGUAUAUCAAUAAAUUUGUGACAGAAAUUUUGCCACUUUGGAAUGGAUGUAAUCAGUAUGAUCCUUUGUUGCCAUUCAAGAACAUAGAUCAAGGAGUAAAAUUGGAAAAUUUACGCCCCUUGGCAUCGGCUCAAAGUGUUGUUAUUGAGGGAUAUUUGAAUUUUAAUUAA
Messenger RNA from Vicia faba (fava bean), 1284 nucleotides. The record is from the annotation of a GenBank genome assembly. Lineage: Eukaryota; Viridiplantae; Streptophyta; Magnoliopsida; Fabales; Fabaceae.